UGACGGUCGGUUCAUCCGACGCGACGGAUCAGUUGCUCGUCCGACCAACAACGACAGAAACCUCGGGCGAACCGAACGUACGAUGAGCUGCUGUCGGCUUUGAUUCGACAUUGUCACGCUGUGCACCGCGAGAUGGGCCGAUGGAACGUUCGUGAAAUUCUUCGUUCGGGGAACAGCGAUUAAUCGUUGCAGGAUCGAUAGUUGGUCCGAAUUAUUCUACAAGCGAUUUUGAAGAGUAAAGAAACUCGAAGAGGAAAAUAUUUGGUAGACGACGUUCGAUUUUACAGAGAGGAAGAGAAAAUUCGAUAUCGAAUCCAAGAUUUCGCAAGAUCGAGGAUUCGUUUGUUCGAUCGGUGGUGUUUUUAAGCUAGUCUGUAAUCGGCGACUCGCUUUUGCAAUGAAGGGAAGGAUUGUUUUUCGAGAAAGAUGAUUUGUUCCAAGAUAUCGGACUUGAAGGCGGAAAUAAAUGGUAAAUCGUAAAAUACAAAUUUUACGAGAUUCGAUACUGAAUCGAGGAUUUUGACGAAUCACCGGAGACUUGGUGCUGUUGCAAAGUGGUUCGGCGAUUAGAGACCGAUAUUUCUAGAAAGUUCUCGAACAAAGAAGAUUAGAGAAGCCAAGAUAUCGGAUAAUAUUUAUCAAAGUGGGAUAUUGAAUUACAGAUUGCAAAGUUAUCUUACAAUCGAGAUCGACUCUCGCUUCUGCAAAGAGAAAAUAUACGCAAAGAUAUUACAUUAUUAUUAUUACAAAUAUUAGUUUGUGAAAAAUCGCUUCGGAAGUACGAAUGUACCAAAUCGAGGAUGAAAUUAUCCGAGAUUCGACGAUGUUUCUACGAAGGAUAAAGAUAUUCCGUGGUCGUAGAUUCGCUUUUACAAAGAAUUCGGGCAAGAAAAUUGAUAAUUGAUCGUUUGAAAUAAGAAAUCUCAAGACGUAGAAGAGUGAUUUGACGGGUUUCUGAGACAACAGAAAUUUACACUCGAAUAAGCGAAUGGAAUACGAACGAUCGGUGAAUCACUGUAGACGCGAUAGCGAUCAGUAAGUAGCUCUAUUCUGUAAAAAAUUCAAGAAAGAAGAAACGUUCGAUCUGAGUCGAGUUUGAGAACGCAGAGCGAUCUCGAUGUAAAAUUUCGUGGGAAAGUAAAUUAACGAUAUAGAAGAAACGUUCGUUUCUUAAUGGUACCUUAUAUAAAUGACAAAAAGAGACCUACGAAAUGCUCGGAAUACACGUUGUUCCGAAGAAUAUUAAUUUAUAACAUGGGACAGGAUAAUCUUCUUCGGUUCCACUGACCUGAUAUUUCCACCAUCGUCUAUAAAUUGCAGUGCAAGGAACUGUACUUAAAGCAAGUUGUUCAAUGUUCAAGUAAAAGACCGAUGGAAGCGAAUCUUUGGAAAGUAGGAAGACGCGUUAAAAGAUGGUCUUUGAAUGGGGGGCAAUUGGACGUAAAAUUUCAAGAGGAAUUCGACGGUUAGCCAGCGAUGGAAGCUUCUUUUGCCGAUACUUUGCGAAUGGGCCGUUAAAGAAUUCCCAGGAAUACCUUUGAAGCUACUUUUCGCUGUGUCGAAACGCGCUGCUUUUCAAGUUCCCGAUUAAUUGUAUUAUUUCAAAUUCACUGUAAACCCGUCUUCGAAACCGUCUAUCCGAAAAUCAAAGUACAUGGAUGAACAAUUGGUGAAAUGGUUUUUAAAAUGUCUAUCUGUUUUCUCGAAUAGACCAGUUGAACGUAAUUUAAAGAAACGGACAUUUCUAUAAGAUUUCUAUGAGAUUUCGAUCGUAUCGAUCGGUGAAAUAAUUUUAAAGUGGACGAGAAAACAUUAGUUGCGAUACUUUAAGAAAGAAGGAGCGACCAUCCUGAAACGGUAUAAAACAAUUACGUUGUCCAUGUUAUUUUUUUGAAACGGACGAUACUUUGAGUAAUUUCCUCUAAAAACUUCUCUCCGGAUAAUAAUAGUCGCCGGAUAAGCGACGUUAUCUUGGAAACAAUAUUUUCCCGAUACGUAUGUACCUUGUUAGAGACGAACAUCGAAAUUUCUUUGAUCGAUGCUUUUUACGAAAAAGUCGUAAAAGUUGAGAGAUUGAAUACUCGAAAGAAUGCGAGAGAGUUGCUGGUUAAGAAGGAAAUCUUCGUAUUAGCGAUGAGUUCUUUAAAGAGAUCGACAAACCAAUCGACGAGGGAGGGUGCAACAGGCAGGAGACACGCGCUCACCGGAAGUAGCGCCAAGAGUAUGAGAAACGUUCUCCACGCGACCACCGCCGCGCCUGGUUCACCGCUUCGACACAGAUCCAAAUACGAAUUGAGGAGCAUCAGUUUGGAGGGCACCAAGGUUUUACCAUGGACUGCACGAUGCAGCACGGAUGCCAUUUCGAGGCGGGGUGUCCUCUCCAGGCGAUAUUACGGCAGCGUGGAAAUGCUGCCACAAAUGGAGCAAGACGGGUCCGACAAUGGAAGAAGAUUUCGAGUGGAGAACGGUGAUUCGCCGGGCGAGAAAGAAGAAAUGUUCGGAUCACCGAGUACGCCGAUAUUGGAAAAUCCAGAGUACCAAACGCGCUGGUACUUCAAAUACUUUCUCGGAAAACUGCAUCAAAAUUACGUUGCUGCGGACCAAGAAAGGAAUCCCUUGUUUCUAUCGGUGGUGACGAGCGAAGUCAGCGAUCAAAGCGUGCCGCAUUACAGAGUUAUUUUAUGGAGAAAAACUGGCGCACAGAAGAUAUCGCUGCCAUACUCUGCGAACAAAACGAUGACGAUCAGGCAGAUCUUGAGCAAUUUCUUUGGUCUUGAGAAACUCGAUAAGGCUCCGCGCGAGAUUUUUUCCCCCGAAAUUCAAAAGGAUCUGCUGUUGCUGGAAGAGCAAGAGGGUUCCGUCAACUUCAAGUUUGGCGUGAUAUACGCGAAGAAAGGGCAAACGACCGACGACGAAAUGCUAUCCAACGAGAAGGGUAGUCCAGAUUUUGACAAGUUCCUGGAAAUUGUGGGCGAGAGGAUAGAACUGAAGAAUUGGGACAAGUAUCGAGGUGGUUUAGACGUAAAAGGCGACAUGACUGGCAACGAGAGUUAUUAUACGGUGUACGCGGGACACGAAGUGAUGUACCAUGUGAGUACGAUGCUUCCCUAUUCGAAGGACAACCCGCAACAAUUGGAGAGAAAGCGACACAUCGGUAACGAUAUCGUUAACAUCAUUUACACGGAUGACUCGAACGCCAUAGACACUUUCAACCCAAACUGCAUCAAAAGUCAAUUUACCCACGUGUUUGCCGUGGUAUCGGCCGAAGAAAACGGCAAAGGAUGGCGCGUGGCCAUUUACUGCGACGAAAACGUUCCUCUGUUUGGCCCGAGCCUUCCAUGCCCGCCUGUGUUCGAGGACCCGUACACCCUGCGAGAAUUUCUUCUCGUCAAGUUAAUAAACGGCGAGAAAGCCACGUUCAACACGCCAACGUUCGCUCAAAAAAGGGAAAGGACCCUGGACGCUCUUCUUCGGGAUAUGUAUCAAGAACACUCGCAGGAGAGCAAGAGCAACAGUAUGUUAAACCGACGAGCAUUGUCGGAUGUCGUGGAGGCUCCAGGUCGACGUCGCGAGGAGACCCGUGCCGUGGAGAUGGUGCGCGUCGGACAGGCCCUGAAACUCGAAGCGAUAGUCAGAGGUUUGGCGCCAACUUCCUUGGCCACUGCUGGUCCUUUGAAGCCUAGACCGUGGGAGCCGAGGUGUAUCUAUCCGGAUUUCCCGCACGAAGUCGUAUGCGGGGACGUUUGGCUGGAUAACAAGCUGAUCUUGGCUACCGAGAAUGGAACUUUUCUGAUCGAAGACAGUUUAUCGCACAGACUGAUCUUCGACGAGUCCGUGCAAAUUAAACAGCUAGACGUGGUCGAGCAACACGGAAUAUUGUUGUUUCGAGCCGGUGACAAAGGAAAAGAUAGCAACGUGUACGUUUUUCGUCUAAGAGAAUUCGAGAAUAGCACGACGAGUAGGUCUGCCGAAAUUGCAAACGAUCGUGAAGACGAUCAAGAGUGCGAAGACAAUGGCGACGAGGACGAUGCGGACGACGACGGCGACGAAAGCGAAGAAAACGAUUGCGACAAUUUCACGCGAGCCACUACAAAAUUUAAGCCCUUGAUUCGUCGUACUCGUGUUCGUGUUCGUCCCUUGGCUGUUAGAGGACGAGCGCAUAUAAAGGAAAGAAGACUACCUAGAACUCGGGGCUGCCAUUUAUACACCGUUACUAUGCCUGGUGGCUCUCAUUUGCGCAUGUGCGUAGCGGUCGGCCGACGUUUGAUAGUUUUCCAAUGGAAACAUAGCGCCGCGUGGACCGCAUGGUGUUCCGCUACGGACACAGACACCGUGGAAGGAUUUUUGCAUUUGAAGGAGUUGAACGCCAGCGAAUCUCCGACGUUGCUAACGAUAGUAGAAAAUACAGAUUCGAACAACGAAUGGACGCUUUGCUGCGGUGUCCGACAUCAUUUUGAAUUGAUCUCAGCUUCUGGAAGCACGAGAAUUCUUCACAUCGAGGGAACACCGAAACCACACGUGGUGGCUGCUUUGGACCUCUGCGAAGACGAAGAACCCGAAUUGUUACUCUGCUACAACAAAUUAUGGUUAAACGGAGGAAGAAUUGGUGGCAGCGAUGCAACAACGACGUGGUCGAUCGAUACUCGCUUACCUGCCUUUCUUACCGCAGAUACGUGUCACUUUCAAAAACUCUUAGAAGAGAAUACCGUAGCAACGGAAUUCGAUUUCAACUGGAAUUCCGUUCCUGCGGCAAUAGCCUGUGCCUUCCCCUACGUGAUCGCCUUUACCAACGACACCAUGGAGAUACGAUUGAUAAUCAAUGGAAAUUUGGUGCACACGAUCGCCAUGCCAAACCUGAAUCUAAUCACUUCGAAGCAAGACAUCUUCUUCGCCACAACGGCUCCGGAAUUUCUGCCUGGAAAAUGCGAAAGAAUUCGCCUGGACUCGAAACCCAUGGACAAGGAAGAACCGGUUUCCAGUCCGCCUCCUUUCCCCCAAUCUUCUACGUCUCGAUCCAAUCAGCAAAACAGUCAGGGCGACUGGAAGCCGAUAAGAAUCUACCAAAUACCGUUGCAAACGUUAUCGAGAAGCAGCUUGUCAACGUGCUCGCAACGACGCUGUCCCAGUCCUGCCGAGCCAGAAAUCAUCUCGGCGCCGCCGACCAGCGACAAGAGUUUCCUCAGCGUUGAGCCUCACAGAGCGUUGAGCAGAUCGUGUAGCAGCAGUCCAACGCCAUCGCCGACCAACGUGCUUCCGCCUCGACUCAGAAAAUAGGCUGGAUCGCUAGCGAUCGCUAGCGACACUCGCUCCUUAUUAAGUUAAUCCCGUAACCUUUUCCAUAUCUAACCGAUGAAAAAUGCGCCAUUUUCUUUUUAACGCGUUUCUUAAUCGUUUCUUAGCUGUAUAACGAUAGAUGUUUUUCCAAUACUCUACGUCUUACGUUCUUGCUGCGUUUAGUAACUUACGUUUAAGUUACGAUAAAGCGUAAAACGCAAGAUAGGAAAAGCACGUGUCUUCGUAAAUACGAAAAUGUGAUUUCUAUUAGUACAAAAAGUUGCAUGGUUGAUCGAGCGUGCCUGCUAUUUAUUAAUAACGUCGUUGGUAAUAAUCGUCGUUGAUUGGUUGCGAGCGCAUGAGCGCCGACGGCUGAAACAAAAUUUCCUUUAAACUCGUAUAAACAACGUAUAAACGACCUUCCUUCCGACAGAUCGCAACUGCGAUCGCCUGAAGCUCGUGCCUCGAUCCAAUUGUAAAAGCGACGACGGAUCGUGCACGAUUCGGUGCGUUUCAUCUGUAGCUAGAAUUUACUGCCGUUGCAAAGAGCAAUCGAGAUAAAAUACACGUACGCGCGCCGUUUCUUUCUCUUCUUUUACAAUUAGACCGUUUAAUUAACAGUUUUACAAUUUUUAUGCGAACCUGACUUUGUCCGCGUUAGCGUUUAUUCGAACGUUGAUCGAACCCAGAUCAAAUUUAUGUUUCUAUCGCGUUGGAAAAAUGUUAGAGAAAGAGUUGGAAAAGUAUCGGACGGCGGAUAUUUAUGCAUUUGUGAGAGAUUUAGAAUCGCGGAGAUACGCAGCAUGGGUAGGAAUGAGCGACAGGCAGAAAUAUUACAAAUGCCAAAAGUAAAUGCAAGUUAGAACGUGCCAUCUUUGUUUUUCCUCGUUUCGCCUAAAAUAUCUAGUCGUAUAUAUUAUAAUUAUAGACGUAUAUGAUAUAAUACGAUAUGAUUGCGACGUAUCUUGAGAAAUGAAAAAAUGCCGGACAGCUUGUUUCGAUCAAGGAGAGAGCGAUACGACGCUUGUUGUAAUUUAGCCACGUUCCUACAAAAUUCACGCUUCGCGAGAUACGUACAAGCACACACAAGCGUCCAUCGAUUCGAUUCAACGUACGGAGAACGAAACGUACGUAAGUGUAGGAAUUACUCUACAAACUGGUUUCUAUAUCAUAAACGUAAACAACGAAAAAAUAUGUUUUUUAAAUAAACCUAUACGAAACGUAUUUGUUUUAACGACGUAGUAUCCGAGGAAAUAAUUACACAGAGUGUCCCGUUUCAAGUUUCGCAGACUAUAGCUAUAUUUGUCGUUAUUCGUCAAACUAUAGAAACACAAAGCUUAUCGGCUGUUUCAGUUUCUACGAAAUUACGUCUACGACGCGAUUUCGUUCGCUGCUCGUGAAAGAAGCGUUGAUCUUGAUAAGUUCUUGUUGCAAAUACGAAAAAUCACUCUAUACCUAUAUAAUAAUAAUAAUAAUAAUAAUACUAAUAAUAAUAACAAUAACAAUAGCAAUGAUAAUAAUAGGUAGAAGAAUGUUUAGUACGAGACAAGGCACCGGAUAACAAAAUGCCCCGAUAGUACUAGCACGAUGGUAAUAAAUAAUAAAUAAUAAAUAAUAAAUAAUAAAUAAUAAAUAAUAAAUAAUAAAUAAUAAAUAAUAAAUAAUAAAUAAUAAAUAAAAGUAGAAACUGAAAAGAGAAUGAUACGAAAUUUUACGUAUAGUUGGAUCUGAUCGUAAAAAGUACGUGUAAAGGACUCGUGUAAAUCGCUAUAUAUGAUAAAUAGUACGUACAGUGUAUUUUGACGGGGUCUCGUAACAUACAAGUUUGAUUAUUCUGAAAAUGUUAAUGUUAGAACGUUAAAGCGUUAUCUUAACGACAAAGUCGAAGAGUCUGCAUAAAUAUCCGCAGUCCACGUGUUACUUUUAUUCCUUUCUCGUCUUAUUCGUAUUUACUCGGCUUUAAAUUUCGAUCAAGGGUUAUUUAAAAGCUGAACUCUUUACGGAGAACUGGUAAAAUCAAAAUGAUAUACGCGAUCUAAUUUAGCCGCUUUACGAGAAUUAUUUUACCGACUUAUCAACUCGAGCGAACGAACGAUAAAGAGCAAAGGAUUCUCGUCGCUUUCAAAGGUUUUUCAAGGUCUACGCGCGAGUUGUACCAAGUUUUACGAUUACUUUUACGCAAUUCGUAGAUAACUUAUACGUCGAUGGUCUCGUUCGAUGGUUGUCGUGACGAAUUACCUCUGCCGAUAAUUACAACAGGUACGAUAGGAGCCACGGUUAAUACGUAAAAGGAUAAUUAAAGAAAAUGUACGCCGUUAAAUCGCCUAGCGAUUUCUAUAUGUAUGUAUUUACCGCAAAUAAAAGGAAGAUGAUAACCUAUUAAACGUUCAUAUUUAAACAGAAAUUUGCUAAUUAUGCGAUCCGAUCGAACAACUUUUCUUCUGUAGGUAAUUUUUCAUUCGGACGGUAUAUGUAUAUUUGUCGUACAGUCGACCGACUGUCGAAUCGAAGAUGGACUCGUCGAAUUAUUAUUAUUGCAAACCGUAUUGCCGACUGCAUAUUUAUCUGGUUCAGCCUACGCUAUGUUUAUUUAUUUAUACGAUAUUAAAAAUGAUUAUCGCGUUGAUAAGUUUAAGAUUAAGCUAGGUUGGCCUAUGUGCGUCAAAUGUACAUAAUCUGUCGUAAUAUAAAAAUGUAUUCGAUGAAUUUGA
This is a messenger RNA of Bombus huntii, 7985 nucleotides long. Its product is annotated as GTPase-activating Rap/Ran-GAP domain-like protein 3. The record is from RefSeq and is a predicted model, not a curated record. Gene Ontology annotation, cellular component: cytoplasm. Bases 2134 to 5274 code for a protein of 1046 amino acids. NCBI's taxonomy places the organism in Eukaryota, Metazoa, Arthropoda, Insecta, Hymenoptera, Apidae. Gene Ontology annotation, biological process: regulation of small GTPase mediated signal transduction; activation of GTPase activity. The transcript has 17 exons. Gene Ontology annotation, molecular function: GTPase activator activity.